CACAACCCUACCCCCACCCCACCCCCGGGAUACAAGCCCAGCAUCCCUGCAGCAACCAAUGCAAAUCAUGCAAGCCGAUCGCCCCACCCCUCCAUCUUUAGCACACCCCCAAUCCAGAUCGGCCCAUACUACCCACCGCAUUAAACUUCACAACAACAGCGCCACACCCAAGACCCCAGUACCAGCUGUAAGACACGGCGGCGCACAAAGACCGUCAGGGAGUGUAGCCGUGUAGCCAUGUGGGCACGGUACGGAGCUUUCCGAUCGGGAACCCAACCUAAGGGUCGUAUGAUCGACCACCCACCCCGGAAUAGUUCUCCGGGUGGAUGCGGAAGGGUCGGUGGGUCUGUGGCUUGUGCGAG
Molecule: messenger RNA, 362 nt
Organism: Aspergillus aculeatinus CBS 121060
Lineage: Eukaryota; Fungi; Ascomycota; Eurotiomycetes; Eurotiales; Aspergillaceae
Exons: 1
Coding region: 68-235 (55 amino acids)
Source: RefSeq, a predicted model, not a curated record